This is a messenger RNA of Cuscuta europaea, 2446 nucleotides long. Lineage: Eukaryota; Viridiplantae; Streptophyta; Magnoliopsida; Solanales; Convolvulaceae. The record is from the annotation of a GenBank genome assembly.
AAAUCCAAGAAAGAGGAAAAGAAUAGUCCAAGCAAAAAAAAGCUGGAGAGAGUUUAGGGGUCUCGGCUAUUUUUUUGGUCGGCUCUAUCUCAACGCCAAGAAGGAUUCUGGCGGCGAAACCGGAAGAGGAGAAUAAGCCGGACUGGCAGCAGCGACGCAGAGGAUUCUAGCAGCGAAGGGUAGAGCCAGUGCCGAAGGAGAAGGGUUACGGACGACGCACAAUUCUUCUGGUUUUGAGGCUGCAAAAUUCUGGAGGAAGGAAUCACUCACCGUUCCAGAAAUUGCUGGUUUGAGUCAGCCGCAAUCCCUCAUGUUCUUGACUUGUACUCUAUUUAAUUAUUUGAGUAUUGGCACAAUCCUUUGAUUUCUUUAUUGUUAAGAUGAACGCUUUAUUUCCUACUAUUUUACUAGUUUUCUAUUUCAGUAUGAGUAGCUAAAUUUUUAAGCGUGGAUUACGAUGAAGUUGCUAUGAUUUAGUAUAAAUUGUGAUUUUAGUUACGUCAAUUGAUUGAGUUUUAUCCAUUGUUCUUAUUUGCUUAAUUGAUUAUGUUAAUUUCUGGCCAACUUUAAUAUGAUUAAUUAAGUUAUUUGAGUGGAUUAAUAGAGUACAUGUCAUGCCUAUUAGUUUGAGCUCUUUUGGAUAAAAGAAUAGAUAAUUUAGUUGUCUUGUUAGGUUAUCUAUUUGGUUCUUAAAUCGGGUUUUCGUAGUUCUUUUGUGACUAAUGGAUUUUAACUAUUGAAUUAAUAAUUUCUAAUUGAUUAAUAGUUAAAAUACGUGACUUAUUCUGGACGCCAUACGGAAUAGUCAUAUUUUUUGUCUAGAACGAACCCUCAAUUUCAAUUGAUUAACUAAAUCACAAAUACUAAAAAUUAGUGACAUAUUCAUAAUUCUGGACUAUCUUUUCUUUUGCUAAAUUCUCAAUCGUUUUCCCGUUAGUUGUUAAAUCAUUUUAUUUUCAUUCAUUUAAAUUCCUUGCAUCCAUUUUAAUUUUAGAUUUACUUUUCAGUUUCAAAUCAAACAAAUUCAAAAUUCAUUUUUUUGUUAGAUUAUUUCAUUUUUAUUUUUAUUAAUAGUUUUCCAAUUACUUAGUUGCAUUUUCCCCGUGGAUUCGACCCUUACUUGAGCACUGUACUACCGCGAUUCGUGCACUUGCAAGGACUUAUAAAUUGUCUAUCAAUUUUUGGCGCCAUUGCCGGGGAAUUUGUUUAACUAGUUUUUGGAAAAUUAUUAAUUUAGUUUUAUUUUAGUUAGUUGUGUUUGUUUUUCUUUUUUUCGUUUUUUUGUUGUAUGCUUGGUCGCAGGUCACUUAAUGCAGAUUUGAUCCCGCUGAACGACCACGUAGACUUGAUUGGCAAAAGAAUAAAAAGGAGGCUCCAAUUUACUCAUAAUCCAAAAACGAGUGACGCGCAACUAAUGAAAGAGUUCGGGAGACCAACCGUAGGUGCCUCCCCGUCCUGCAUUGUACUGAGUGAGGCUGCCUGGAAUUAUGAUCUCAAGACGGUUCACUUUAACCAAUUUCCAUCUUUCCAUGGCCUUGCUUCUGAGGAUGCGCUGAUUUUUAUUCGAGAUUUCUAUGGCAUCAUCCAAAUUUUCCCUUUGCAAGGAGUGACUGAAGAGGAGCUGAGAAUGAGGUGUUUCCCAUACACUCUCAAAGAUGUUGUGAAGACAUGGUUUAUGUCUUUAACACCGGGCUCUCUGCGCACUUGGGCUGAUGUCUACAACAAAUUCAUCGGGAAGUACUAUUCGCAGUCUAGAACUUCAGAGUUAAGGAGAAAAAUUGCAAAUUUCACUCAAGCUGAAGGUGAACCAUUCCAUGAGGCGUGGGAGAGGUUUCAAAUGCUGCUCACUCAAUGUCCACACCACAGCUAUUCACUAGCGCUCCAGAAUCAGACAUUCUACGAUGGUUUGACACAAGGGAGCCAAGCUAUUGUUGACAACGCAGCUGGAGGAGCAAUGGGAGAGAAGACUGCAGAACAAACUUCAGGGCUUUUCGGGAUGUUGGGAGCCAAUUCACAAGAGAAGAGUGUGCGGGGCAAGACUCCAGGAAUUUAUGAAGUGGGAGUUGGGACAGAAUUAGCCAUCCAGAUAUCUGAGCUAUCCAAGCAAUUCGUAUCGUAUAUUAACCAAAAGCAAAAUGCAAAUUCGUAUAAUUACAAAGAAAUGUAAUUACAAUCUGAAUAGAUUUAUAGAUAACUUCUAGUAGAACUGCAUAACCCAAAGGCAAAACAACGUAAAGUAUAUCUUUUGCCACCAACACUUGGAGUUUCUAUCGGUCCAAAUAAAUCCAUGUGGAUUAGAUUUAGAGGACUUGUAGAAAGAUCUCCAGCAAUGGGUUUGAAGGAGUUCUUCACUUGUUUUCCUUUCUGGCAUGCACUGCACAAGUUCUCCUUCUUGUACACAAUGUUGGGCAGUCCAUCAACAAUGUGAUCCCUUGAUAGCUUGUUG